GUGUUAUUUUUUUCUGCCUCCCCUCAGUCUCAAAAGUUUUAUAUGAUGCUGUCUGUCUGUUUGCGUUGAAUGAAGAUGGCGACCAGUUCAGAGCGUAGUCCCCCUCCCUUUCCCGAGGACCUGGAACCGGAGCCUGACGAAGUUGGAGACCAAGACAGUGAUGACGGAGAAGACAUUUUUCUUGGCACAGAUAACCCAUUGGAGAUAAAGAUGGACCCUUCGCUGUCUGCAAGUGACAUCGCAAGUUCAACCAAACCACUGAGUGAAGCAUCUAGUCCUCCAGUGAUGGACCUCCUUAGUGAACCAGCAAGUGAGGCAUCUAGUGCGCCAAUGGUGGACCUCCUUAUGGAACCAGCAAGCGAGGGAUCUAGUGCUCCAAUGGUGGACAUCCUUAGUGAACCAGCAAGCGAGGCAUCUAGUGCGCCAAUGGUGGACCUCCUUAUGGAACCAGCAAGGGAGGGAUCUAGUGCUCCAAUGGUGGACCUCCUUAUGGAACCAGCAAGCGAGGCAUCUAGUGCUCCAAUGCUGGACCUCUUUAUGGAACCAGCAAGCGAGGCAUCUAGUGGUCCAAUGAUGAAUCUCCUUAUGGAACCAGCAAGUGACGACUUAAAGGAGCCUCCCAAACCUGACAUCGACCCAUUGGCUGACAUUCUCAACGACACUCCACUCAGUGAAGUCAAAACACCGGUUGCUGCGAUGCCCCAGGAGACACCGAGCGACCUCUUUGACGAUGAGCCUAGCGAACUUUUCGCUGAACCACGACAAAGUAACACCGCCAAGCAACAACAAACUAGCAUCUUUGACGAACCUGAUGAGGACCUCUUCAGCGAACCACUGGGUGAGGCCUCGAAGAAACCCCAGAAUGAUUUCUUCAAAGAAGCACUUGCACCAGUGGCCAAAGCUAGCAAUGUCUGCGGUCCUCUGAGUGACAACUACAAUGAGCACCCCACUGAUAUAUUCACUGAGGAGGCUAUGACUACUCUCCCUAGUGCAGUCAGUACUGUUUCCGUCAACUCCAAGACCAACGGAGUCCACUCCGAUGAGGAGGAACCUGAUAUAUUUGCAGAAGCCACCGUAGAGCUGUCUCUGGACAGCCCUAGGAAUGACAGAAAAAAGAAAGAGGCAGCCAAGCCCUCUGCGUCUGCCCCUGCUCCCUCAGUCUCAGCAAGUGCUUCCAAACCGCAACCCAAGACCCUGGAGGAGGUACAGUACAUUACAUUGGAAGAGGAGGUUGAGGAUAAAUUUGAACUGAAUAUCUCAAUAACCAAUCCAGAGAAAGUUGGGGAUGGCAUGAACGCUUACAUGGCCUACAAAGUCUCCACACAGACCACGCUGCCCAUGUUCCGCAGUAAGACGUUCACAGUGCGCCGGCGUUUCAGUGACUUCUUAGGCCUUUACGAGAAGCUCUCAGAUAAACACACACCGAACGGCUACAUUGUGCCCCCGCCGCCUGAGAAGAGCAUUAUGGGCAUGACUAAAGUCAAAGUGGGAAAAGAGGACAACUCGUCGGCUGAGUUUGUGGAGAGGAGGAGGGCGGCUCUGGAGAGGUAUCUGCAGAGAGUGGUGUUCCACCCAUCACUGCUACAAGACCCUGAUGUCAGAGAAUUCUUGGAGAGAGACGAUAUGCCCAGGGCUCACAACACCCAGGCUCUGAGCGGUGCCGGCUUCCUGAAGAUGAUCAACAGGGCUACAGACUCCCUCAGCAAGAUGACCAUCAAAAUGAAUGAGUCGGACGUGUGGUUCGAGGAGAAACUGCAGGAAGUGGAGGCUGAGGACCAGCAGCUGAGGAAGCUCCACAUAAUGGUGGACUCUCUGGUUGGACACAGGAAAGAGUUGUCGGUAAACACGGGUGGCUUUGCCAAGAGUGUGGCGAUGCUGGGCAGCUCGGAGGACAACACGGCCCUGUCCAGAGCCCUCUCCCAGCUGGCCGAGGUGGAGGACAAGAUGGAGCAGCUGCACCAAGAGCAGGCAGCCAGCGACUCGUUCUGCUUCGCCGAGCUGCUCGCCGACUACAUCCGCCUGCUGGGAUCUGUCCGGGCCUCCUUUGACCAGCGGAUGAAGACGUGGCAGCGCUGGCAGGAUGCUCAGAACAUGCUGCAGAAAAAGAGGGAGACAGAGGCCAAGCUGCUGUGGGCCAACAAACCUGACAAGCUGCAGCAGGCCAAGGAUGACAUCACUGAGUGGGAGGCCAAGGUGACUCAGUAUGAGAGAGACUUUGACAGAGUGUCAGCUACAGUUCGCAAGGAGGUGCUCAGGUUUGAGAAAGAGAAGGCCUGCGAUUUCAAGAAACAGAUCAUCAAAUACCUGGAGUCUCUGCUACAGUCGCAGCAACAGCUGAUAAAGUACUGGGAGGCAUUCUUGCCAGAGGCAAAAGCAAUUGCGUGAUGGAGUCCGCCAGCCAAUGGAAAGAAAGAAGAGGAGGCGGCCUUUUUUUAUACACUUUACCUCUCGCCUAUAAACCAAGAAAAUAACCAGAGAGUGCGCUGCAAAGGGAAAUUUGAUUCGUUUUUUAAAAUCAUCCUAAACCUAUAGCGCUUCAUUCUAACUGUUGUAUUAAUAAUUGUAUAUUUUCAUUUAACCUUCCACAUAUAUUUUCUAAAUGGUGAAAACAAACUUUAGCUCUUUUGUGAUGGUAUGGAUGUGUGUGAGGGCUGAGUGUCCAACUUGCGUAUGCAAUGUUAAUGAUUCCAUUAGUUUCCACUUCAGAACAGGAGAAAUCAUUGUUCUCAGUGCAACAUCCUUAUAUUAACAAUAGGAGAUUUUUUACACAUUAGCAUUGUUAAUAAUUCACAACAGAGUGCCCAUCACACACAUGACACACGAGGCAGAGUUUCUGGGGCUUUCAAGGGGAUCUAGUUGAAUUAAAUGCCCAAUUCCAAAUCAAACACCAGCACCCUACUCCCCAUGCACUUCUUAAGAAUCAAGAUAAAGGAUUGGGUAUAAGUAAGCAAUAAUAACACAGAACAUCCACCUAGUCUUCCAAAAGGCUUGGUGUUGUUGCUAUUGUGGCUGGGGGUCCAUUUUGAAUCGAGUCAAAGACAUGUGGAUCCACAUUCAGCCUGUAUAAUUUGGGAGGAUCUUGAGAUGUUUAAAUUUCUACAUUUUGAGUCAAACUUUUUUUUUGUUAUUGUUAUACAUGAUCGGUUCAAUCACUGUGGACAUGACAUCAACCCUCCAAAAUAAAAGUCAAGAAAAUAAGAACCAAGGUUGAGAAGUGUGAAAAAUAAUGUAAAAAGUUUAAACCACGUCAGUAACUGUUAAAAGUACUGCUGGUCCACAUGGAAAGCACGUUAAUUUCAAUGGGAGCUGUCUUUAUAUAACAGUUAUUGCAGAUUGUGAUUAAUUUGGAUGAAUGGCAUCGGAUUUGGGGGAAAUGAAACUGUUUCAGGGAAAUACUCCUACUUCAAAAGGGCAAUCAAAUCUUCUCAACAUGCACUGUAGUUUUCACUUUGCAUGAGGAACCGCAUCCAUUAAAAUGAUCACUUACCUGUA
Oncorhynchus tshawytscha (Chinook salmon) is the source of this 3492-nucleotide messenger RNA. It is a transcript of the gene snx1a, whose product is annotated as sorting nexin 1a. Gene Ontology annotation, molecular function: phosphatidylinositol binding. NCBI's taxonomy places the organism in Eukaryota, Metazoa, Chordata, Actinopteri, Salmoniformes, Salmonidae. The transcript is spliced from 15 exons. Bases 70 to 2385 code for a protein of 771 amino acids. Gene Ontology annotation, biological process: early endosome to Golgi transport; intracellular protein transport. The record is from RefSeq and is a predicted model, not a curated record. Gene Ontology annotation, cellular component: endosome; endosome membrane.